UCUACUUUAUCCCGCCUUCCUACCUAAUGUUUCUACCUACUUCUUCCGACCGAUGGGCAACUCUGGCCUUUUUUCCCUCAUCGGCAACUCCUCGUCGCGCCACCACACGUGCCAAUGAGGAGACCUGGCGUUUUCGCUGGUGCGCCUUCGAUAUCGGGGCCAGGGAUGCUUCGUUCCUCACGUGCGUGCUCCUGGAGGCAAAGUGUCGACUGCUCGGGGGAAUGGGGCGCAGUCUUGCGCGACCGAUGGCCCCGACGGGGCUGGCGGGCUUCCCGAAGUUCAUGCGCGACCACCGGCAGCAUCUAAAGACUGGCCAGGAGACAGGAAACUACGUCCCGGGCGUGUGCCACUACUACAGCCUGAUGUCGGACGUCAUCACGCUCACCAGCGGGCCUUUCUGGCACUUCGUGCCGAUGUACGCAGGUGUCAGCAGGAUGGAUUGCCACCAUAGGUUUCACGACGUCAUGGCGAAGUACCUGGAUGCCAAGCCGACCGACCGCAUCCUGGAGGUUGGCUGCGGCUUCGGCGAGGCUGGUCGUCAGGUGGCCCUGCGUUCGGGCGCCAAGGUCACAGGAC
Prorocentrum cordatum is the source of this 576-nucleotide messenger RNA. NCBI's taxonomy places the organism in Eukaryota, Dinophyceae, Prorocentrales, Prorocentraceae. The record is from the annotation of a GenBank genome assembly.